Molecule: messenger RNA, 2648 nt
Organism: Alligator mississippiensis (American alligator)
Lineage: Eukaryota; Metazoa; Chordata; Crocodylia; Alligatoridae
Gene: SOX3
Product: SRY-box transcription factor 3
Exons: 1
Coding region: 128-1102 (324 amino acids)
Biological process (GO): negative regulation of transcription by RNA polymerase II; cell differentiation; anatomical structure morphogenesis
Molecular function (GO): DNA-binding transcription factor activity, RNA polymerase II-specific; RNA polymerase II cis-regulatory region sequence-specific DNA binding
Source: RefSeq, a predicted model, not a curated record
AAUCAAAGCCCCCGGGAGAGGCUGCCGCGCCGGGACGGAGCCCCGAGCCGAGCUGCAGCCGCCGCCGCCGCCGUCGGGCGCGACCCGCAUCCCCGCCACGCUGGCUCACCUGCUGCCGGCCCCGGCCAUGUACAGCCUGCUGGAGACCGACCUCAAGAGCCCGCAGGCUGCCCCGGGAGGCGCGGGCAGCAACGCGGCGCCUCCGGGCAGCAGCAAGGGUGGAGGAGGCGGCGGUGGAGGUGGCGGUGGAGGAGGAGGAGGAGGCAGCGGGGCGGCGUCGGAGCAGGACCGGGUGAAGCGGCCCAUGAACGCCUUCAUGGUGUGGUCCCGCGGGCAGCGCCGCAAGAUGGCCCAGGAGAACCCCAAAAUGCACAACUCGGAGAUCAGCAAGCGCCUGGGCGCCGACUGGAAGCUGCUGAGCGACGCGGAGAAGCGGCCCUUCAUCGACGAGGCCAAGCGGCUGCGGGCCGUGCACAUGAAGGAGUACCCGGAUUACAAAUACCGGCCCCGCAGGAAGACCAAGACUUUGCUCAAGAAGGACAAGUACUCGCUGCCCGGCAACCUGCUGGCCCCCGGGCCGGGCGGCGCGGUGAGCAGCCCCGUGGGCGUGGGGCAGCGCCUGGACACCUACGCGCACAUGAACGGCUGGAGCAACGGCGCCUACUCGCUGAUGCCCGAGCAGCUGGGCUACAGCCAGCACCCGGGCAUGAGCAGCCCGCAGCUGCAGCAGAUGCACCGCUACGACGUGCCCGCGCUGCAGUACAGCCCCAUGAUGUCCACGGCCCAGACGUACAUGAACGCUGCUUCCACCUACAGCAUGUCCCCCGCCGCCUACGGCCAGCAGCCCGGCACGGCCAUGAGCCUGGGCUCCAUGGGCUCCGCGGUGAAAUCCGAGCCCAGCUCGCCGCCGCCCGCCAUCGCCUCGCACUCGCAGCGGGCCUGCCUGGGAGACCUGCGGGAUAUGAUCAGCAUGUAUCUCCCGCCCGGGGGGGACGCCACAGACCCUUCCAGCCUGCAAGGCAGCAGGUUGCACAGCGUGCACCAGCACUACCAGAGCGCCGGGACUGGGGUGAACGGCACGGUGCCGCUGACUCACAUCUAAGGUGCCCCGACGUGUCUCCCACCCUCCUCUGGGACCCAGCGAGCUGCCCGCAGCGCCUCUUCUGCCCCUUCUCCGGGUCUCCUAUGAAUAUUUUAUUUUUCAACGAAAAAAAACCCAACACCCAGGUCCUUGUCUCUUGUGCCCUCGGGUCUCUUGUGCCCUCGGGGGGUCUCACCCUCGACCCCCAGCUCCGAUGUUUACACAUGGCUUGGUUCUCCCCUGCCGCGUCUCCUCCAGGCUGGCUGGGCUAGGGGGGCUUUGAUCCCAAAUCUGUGUAGCUUCCUCUUUAACUUUUUUUUUUUUUAGGUUUGUUUUUGUUUUUUAUAUAUAUAUAUAAAAAUAUAUAACACUGAAUUUUGUUGCGGGCAGGGCGGGGGCGGGGGGAAGAUCUGUGCGGGUCGCGAGCGCCAAGGCUUUUUUUAUUUAUAGCAAGUUUUGUGUGUGCCUGGGAUUUUGUCGUCCUCCUCCUUUUUAUUGUGUAAAAAACAAAAAAAAAAGCAAACAAAAAAAAAAACUUCUGUAAAUCGGUUGGUGGAUUUUUUGCUGUGAACCUGUUUUGUUUUUUUUUUAUUAUUAUUAUUAUUUUGUUCGGACAUAUCAGCCCAAGAAGCAAACGGUUUCGUUUCGUCUGUUUUUUUGGGUUUCUGAAAAGACUCCUUUCUCUUUUGAGCUCCCCCCUCCCUCCCUCCUCCCCUCGCCCCCAAACGAGAGAGAUCAAUAAAUUUUGUAACAGGCCCCUCCAGCGUCUCUUGGCGGUUUGUACCGGGGGAAGAGGGGGGGAUCCGUGGUCGGGUCUCGUUUUGUUUUAUGUGCUUCGAUGGUGUCUGUAUUUUUAUUUAAUUUUAUCUUUUUUAUUUUUUUGCGUGAGAGCUCGAUGUUGUUUUGACUUGAGACAAAGACCAGUGUCCUCCUUUCUCCGGGCACCGAGCUGGUGCCUGGAGGGGGCUGCGAGGGAGGCGGAGAUCUGGUUUGGGGACAGACGGAGCAGUCUUUUUUUUAUUAUUAUUAUUUUAUUUUUAUUUUUUCCCCACUUCUCCAACUUUUUGCUGCUGCGUGGAGAGGCUCGGACACGUCCUUGUGCUGGGAAAACUCCAGCCCUGGUCAGUUUCCACCCCGGGGCAUCUCCCUCCGCCCCCGGCACCGACGGGGCGGAUCGGGGCCCUCCAGCUCGCCCCCUCGUUGUUCCUGCCCUGCUCGGGUUUGCUCGGAUCAGCUACUUGUUGCACCCCGAGCCGGGAGAGAUCCUGCUUCCCGGGGGCAGGGGCCAGUCCUCGCUUGGAUGUGUUUGUUCACCAAGGGUUGAUGCGAAAUAGCAGGAGAGCGAGCCGCCGGGAAACCCUUAAUUAGACCUUAUUAAAAAUGAAUAGUUGCCGGCGUCCCGAGGGGAAAUAAAUCACGUCGCCUUUCCCUUGAGUUUAACUAGUAUUUUUAUUGGACUUUUUUUGUCUUGACAAGAGGCCGCGGGGGUAUUUCUCCCAGGUCCCAUCCCUACCCCUAGUGCGUUCCCGCUUUGUAUUUCAUGGCAUUAAAAAGUCUCGAAACCUCA